CUGCGCGGCAGCUGUGCGCAGACCGAUCAGGCCCGUGGAGAAACAUGCGGAUUGUUUUCAACCAAACAGGAAGUGAUCUGUUUUACUCGUACACACCUCGCGCUCUGUAGCCCUCGAAAUCAAUCCAGGAAGGGUUAUCGUCAGACAAAGUGCACCAUGGGAGGAGCAGUGCUUCCUCUGGUUAUAGCAAGUGUGGGAGUGUUGCUGCUGUUCCAGAUGCUUCUCCGCCUCAGACGGGGAGCAUCCGUCCAGGGUGCGGUCGUGGUCAUCACAGGAGCCAGUUCUGGGCUUGGAAGAGAGUGUGCACGAGUCUUCCACACUGCAGGCGCUCGGCUUGUGCUGUGUGGAAGAGACGCAGCUCGCCUGCAAGAGGUGGUGCAGGAGCUUAGGGGAAACUCAGCAGACGGCCAGCGCCAGACGUUCGCUCCCAGCACUGUUGUCUUCGACCUGGCCAAAGCAGACUCUGUGGGAAAAGCUGCCGAGGAGAUCCUAAAAUGUUAUGGACAUGUAGACGUCCUCAUUAAUAAUGCAGGAAUCAGUUACCGUGGCAACAUACUGGACACCCACAUGUCUGUUCAAAGAGAUGUUAUGGAAACCAAUUACUUUGGUCCCAUUUCUCUCACUCAAGCUCUCCUGCCCUCCAUGGUUCAGAGGCGCAGCGGCCACAUCGUUGUCAUCAGCAGCGUCCAGGGAAAGAUAGGCAUUCCUUACAGAUCUGCUUAUGCAGCAUCUAAGCAUGCCACUCAGGCCUACUUUGACUGCCUGCGGGCAGAGAUGGGACACCUGGGUAUCCCAGUAACGGUGAUCAGCCCCGGGUACAUCAGAACCAACCUGUCGGUCAACGCUGUAACUGGAGAUGGAUCCAUGUAUGGAGUUGUGGAUAAAACCACGGCGUCGGGUUGGGACCCCAGAGAUGUGGCACACGCGGUUCUGAAGGCCGUCCGUCUGAAGAGCAAAGACGUGGUUUUGGCCGGACCCCUGCCCACCGUGGCCAUCUAUCUCCGUACACUGUGGCCCACGCUCUUCUUCAAACUCAUGGGGUCGCGGGCUCGCAAAGAGCAGAAACACAAAGACGAGUGACGCAGCAGCUAAAAGGGAUUACGUACGAGUGAGUCGGGCCAAACUGGGACUCUGGACGCUCGAGGUCAAACGGAUUUAAAGUGGACAGAGUGAGCUCUUUGGUAAUUCUUCACACUGCUGGACCCGGUUCCGGGUCUCGCAGAAACCAGCGCGUUUUUUGCAUAUUGUGGGAUUACUGCUAAAAUGUUCUGGAACUGAUCAGGUGAGGCCGGCUGCUUCCUGCUAGAAAUGACGUCCAAGUAUGACCAGAAAUCUGUUUCAAUGUCAUUUGUAAAUGCCACAUCAUUAUUUAUCAUAAACAGAAGUAUUAGAGGCCAAAUUAAACAGGAGGUGAUGUGAUAUCAACUGCUUGCAGUUUUGUUAAAUGACUAAAUAAUCUGAUCACAAUGGAUAAAAAUCCUCCAUGUUUUGGUUCUGACCCCAUCCGCUUAGCUUUCAGGGAUUCGUUUUAAACAAAAGUCAUACUCUGUGUUUUUCAGACAUUUUCUCCUUAAGGGAAACACUGUUUAUCUCCAUUUCCUGUUUAACCACAAUAACGCAUUUUUCAGCCUCCUGCA
Messenger RNA from Xiphophorus hellerii (green swordtail), 1637 nucleotides. It is a transcript of the gene dhrs7b, whose product is annotated as dehydrogenase/reductase (SDR family) member 7B. The coding region runs from base 157 to 1080 and encodes 307 amino acids. Gene Ontology annotation, molecular function: oxidoreductase activity. NCBI's taxonomy places the organism in Eukaryota, Metazoa, Chordata, Actinopteri, Cyprinodontiformes, Poeciliidae. The transcript has 7 exons. Gene Ontology annotation, cellular component: membrane. The record is from RefSeq and is a predicted model, not a curated record.